Diabrotica balteata is the source of this 297-nucleotide messenger RNA. The record is from the annotation of a GenBank genome assembly. NCBI's taxonomy places the organism in Eukaryota, Metazoa, Arthropoda, Insecta, Coleoptera, Chrysomelidae.
AUGAACAAAAUCACGUAUUAUAGUCAACAAUAUGGACUCAAUAUAAACGUUAAGAAGACAAAGCUUAUGAUAAUUAGCAAGAAAAGGAUAUCAGAAGGUGAACUCUACGUCAACCAAUCUCCUGUAGAAAGAGUGAUGCACUACAACUAUCUCGGUACUAUAAUAAAUGAUGAAUGGACCAACAACCAGGAGAAUAUAGCACGCAUCGGAAAAGCUAGAAUUCUUCGGACAUAUUAUGCGAAAUGAAUCCAGAUAUGCUCUUCUUCAAGCCAUCCUGCAAGGAAAAAUAUUUGGAAA